UGUCGACUCUCCGGCAAAACGACACAUUAGUGUUGCGAGUCAGUCGGUUGCUUGUUGUGACGGAUGUGAACCUUUGUUCAGCGAAAGCGGGUUAUCGACAUGCCUGAAUGCGUUGACCUUAGCUAGGUGACCUGUUUACACAUCUUUAUCUGGUGACCGCUGUCGGGAUUUCGUGGAUAUAAAGGAUGAUGGGAGCACUAGUGAACAUCCGGAGAGGAGGUCGCACACCGUCUUUGCUUGUGGUCGCCCUUGUCUCCUGCGUUCUCCUGUUUGGCUUCAACUACUGGGUGUCCAGCUCGAGAAAUGUGGAGCUGCAGACUAAGCUCCUGGAGCUGGAGGGAGUCGUGCGGCGGGCGGCAGCCGACAAGACACGGGAGCAGAUGGGCCGGAACGAGGCGGAGGAGCAAAUACGCAGGCAAACGGAACAGCUGACUCUCUUGGAGGCAGCUCACCAGAGACGGCAACAAAGCGCCCAGAGCAUAUGGAAACAAGAGAAGGAGAGUCUACUGUUGAACAUCUCUUCCACUGCGAAAACUGUUCAGGAAAUGAAAAACCAGAUGCAGAGUCUGCGCGAGAACCUGAGUAAGGUGCAGAAAGAGCUGCAGUUGUGCAAGAACAGCAUGAACACACUGAAUAAGAAACUCACCUAUGACAUGACUCAGUGUAACACGCAGAUACUCGCCCAGAAGGAGGAGUGCAACGAGAAGGUCGCAGCAGCCAAACUGGAGGUACAGAAGAAGUACGAAAAGCAAACUUCAGCCGAAGCAGAUGUUGUUCAGCCUGCCGCCGAAGCGACUGUCUCUAAACCUGUGUCGGAAGCGCUCAAUGGAAACGACUCAACGAAAAACACUGGAGAACAUGAGCAGACCCAACCAGAUUCAGAAUCAAAGCCCAAAACUGCUGACCCUCUAGAAACCAACGAGAUACCGCAAGAUAAAGCUGUUCCGGCAACAAAGGAAUUAUUAAAGCCGGAGUUGCUGACCACCUCAUUACUGCAAAGUCAGAACAGCACCCUGAAAAGCCUGACCAAAGCCAUGGAAGGAGUGAUGGACGUUAAAGAAGGUGACUUGAAGAAUGCAGAUGCUCUGUUAGACGCUGCAGCAGUCACUAAAGGGAAGGAAGAAGAUGCCAUAGAGUAUGACAAUGACGGCGAGAUUGAGAAACGUUUAUCUAAACUAAAAGAUGAUAAAGCGGCUGCACAGGAGUUCGAAGAGGAGAUGGCCGACUACAACGGCGAUGAUGAGAACGAACCCGAGUUUGAAGCUGAUAAACAAGCACAGCUCGCCGAGGUCUAAUACAGAUGCCCACACACACACAAACAGGCUCACACUCGUGCCUGGAGACAGGUGUUAAACCCUCCAUCCUGUUCCUGCUGGGCUAAAUGGCUCUAACCCCCACCUGCUCAAAAGCCGUUUGUAUGAUUGGAAGCAGGCGCGGAAUUUACGUUACUGUUCAGUUUUGCCGCCGUCUCAUUCCACGUAUAUACCAAGUCUCCUACUUGCACAGGAUUUUCCAACAUAUCAAAUGUCAUAAUGCUGAAGAAGGAUCAAGCACUGAACCGUAUUCAUAAAGCUGAAGUUUUUAUACCCGACACUGAAA
Clarias gariepinus (North African catfish) is the source of this 1599-nucleotide messenger RNA. RefSeq names its product golgi membrane protein 1 (gene golm1). The transcript is spliced from 10 exons. The record is from RefSeq and is a predicted model, not a curated record. Gene Ontology annotation, cellular component: Golgi apparatus. Lineage: Eukaryota; Metazoa; Chordata; Actinopteri; Siluriformes; Clariidae. Bases 186 to 1295 code for a protein of 369 amino acids.